AUGGAUAUUAAGGAUAUACUGGUAGUGGCGUUCAAGGGAUUUGUAUCGGCGGUUAGUUUCGCAAAAAAUGAAAAUAUUCGCUACUGGUUCUUCUCAGGCAAGUCUACCCUCAUGAAAGCUCUGCUGCAAAUAGACCCGUCGGAAACAGAUGUGCUGCAAGUCAGUGCAUUGUCGGGGACUACUAAGGACGCGCAGGCCUUUCUGUGGCAACUCAAGGGAUGCGAGUUCGUAAUAUUAGAUUUCCCCG
Molecule: messenger RNA, 247 nt
Organism: Sphaeroforma arctica JP610
Lineage: Eukaryota; Ichthyosporea; Ichthyophonida
Exons: 2
Molecular function (GO): GTP binding
Source: RefSeq, a predicted model, not a curated record